Molecule: messenger RNA, 1206 nt
Organism: Ruditapes philippinarum (Manila clam)
Lineage: Eukaryota; Metazoa; Mollusca; Bivalvia; Venerida; Veneridae
Product: zinc finger CCCH-type with G patch domain-containing protein-like
Exons: 9
Coding region: 109-1206 (365 amino acids)
Biological process (GO): regulation of transcription by RNA polymerase II; negative regulation of DNA-templated transcription
Cellular component (GO): nucleus
Molecular function (GO): RNA polymerase II cis-regulatory region sequence-specific DNA binding; metal ion binding; DNA-binding transcription factor activity, RNA polymerase II-specific
Source: RefSeq, a predicted model, not a curated record
UGGCGUCUGAACUAAGGUCCUAGGAUCAAGGGCAGUUAACUCUUAGCACUCUGUCUAGAAUUUUAUUUCUAAAUUUUCUAUAACAGUAUUUAGUAAAUUUCACGCAGAAUGGAAGAAGAGGAGCUUCAUGCAUCGAUACAAACAUAUCAACUUCAGCUAUCUCAAGUACAACAGGCCAUUCAAGCUGCUGGUUCUACCCCUGAUCUUGAAGCACUACAAACAGAUUUACAAGACCUCAUCAAACUCACAGAAGAUAGUUUAUUGUCACUGAAGAAAAGCAAACUUUUGAAGCAACUGGAUACUAGUCAUGAUGGUGAGGAAACAGAUAGAGAGCAUAUAUCCCAUGAUGAUCAAGGUCAAGGAUGUGGGUCAGGUGCUAAUAGCAUGGAUGCUGAGUAUGCAGCUUUCCAGGCAAUGUUGGGAAAUGACAGUUGUGACAACAAUAAAGACAGUUCUAAAUUAAGUGACAAGGGAUCAAACUCUUCAGUUAAUAUUUCCAAGGGAGAUAAAUCCAUUGACCCUUCAGGGUCAGACAAUUUAGAUAAGGGUGUUAUACCAGACAACAGUGAUACAAACACUUGCCCAGUACAGGCAUUAUCAGAUAUGUAUAAUGAUAUUAUAGGCACAAAGUGCCGGGCACCAUACACACAUGACUGGGGAGCCAAAAUAUUUGGAAAUGCGCUCAUUGCUGGAGUUGUGAAUGAUUCAGAAUUGGAGAUACCAAAGGUUAAAGUGAUGUUCUGUAAUCCAACACACAGUGCUAUGUUACCAUGUAAAUAUUUCCUCGGAGGAAGUUGUAGAUUUAGUGAAGGGGAAUGCAGAUAUAGUCAUGGACAUGAAGUAGCUUUAGAAGACCUUCAAGAAUAUCAGGAUCCAGAUCAUAGUAUAUUGAAAUUAGAGUCCCGUUGCCUGGCCAGGUACGAGGAUGAUGAUCUAUGGUAUAAAGCCACUAUAGUUGAUCUACAUGAUGAGGGCGCUUCGGUAACAUUUGAUGAUUAUAAUGAUACACCUCUAUAUCUGUGCUUCGAGGAUAUUCUUCCCUUAGGUGACAAUGUAGAAGAAUCCAGUGAUUCUGAUGAUGGUCCAAUCAACAGACAAGAUUCAGAUUCAGAUGAUGAACUUCCUGUGUUUCUAUGGAAACCAAAGUCACAUGGUCUUGGUGAUCUAGGUCAGUGGGAAGCUCAUACAAAGGGGAUAGGGAAAUAA